AUGAAAGUGGCUCUCGAUAUUGUCAAUGAUACUGUCAGCGACGAAGGGAAUGUCUCUGAGCUAAGGGUUGAUCCAUCUGGUAGACCGUUGCAGCCAACACCGACCAGAGACACCGAGGAUCCACUCAACUGGCCCAUCUGGCAGAAGUACAUAUGUAUAGCCAUUGUCGUAUAUAGCUACUUUUUACUCACUUAUUUCACCACCACCAUUAUCCCUUCCUUUGGAUAUUUGGAAGAGCAGUUGGACAUAUCUUACAAUCAGGUCAGCUGGACUUUCGCCAUACCAUGCCUCGGCCUGGCAGCGGGGCCACUGCUCGUAGGCGCUUUGGCCGACACGUACGGAAGGCGUCCGGUCUUGAUAGGAUCUACCGCACUCGCUGUUGUGGCCAGUGGAUGCACUUCAAUCAAGUCUAUAAAUUUCAGUGGAUACAUGGCGGUCAGGUUUUUUCAAGGCCUCGGGGCUGGGCCAGCUGCGAACAUCGGCUUACUGAUCAUCAAUGACAUAUCUUGGGAGCAUCAAAGAGGAUUCCGUGUCGGGCUGUGGACGAUUGCAGCAAACAUGGGAACUUGUCUCGGAGGCGUUUUUGGUGGCUUGCUUGCCACAUCUGGGGAAUGGGUUGCAUACCAUGUCACUAUUAUGUUUAGCAUCCAGCUACUUGCCCAAUGUUUCUUCCUCCCAGAAACUCUGUAUCCACGCUCGGCAGUGGUAUCCGCAGAAUCACGUGGGGGAAAUGCGGACCAACUGAACAUUCCCAGAUCAAGGCAGCUCGGAUAUCUUAACUUGCGCAAAAUACCUGGUGUUCCGCACCCCGGACCGUGGGUCACAUUGGUUCAAUUUUUGGUUCUCUUUAAAUAUCCGACCGUCGUCCUCAGUGUUUUUGCCUAUGUAUUUCUGCAGUAUUGGUGGAUCUGCAGCAUAGCGACGCUGGUUCCAGAUGCAUACUCUGAAUAUAGUCCAGCCAUACAAGGGAUCCUUUUACUUGGACUGAUGAUUGGUCUUCUUGCGGCAGAGCUGGCAUGCUCUGGUCAUCUCAGUGACAAGAUGAUGCUCAUUUUAACCAAGAAGAAUCAUGGCAACAGAAUACCGGAAAUGCGACUCUGGCUUGGACUUCCAGCCGCCGUGGUCUCGUCCAUCGGGCUGCUCAUCUGGGGCUUCUCCGUUGACAAAGGAUGGCACUGGAUCACCGGACAGAUUGCAUUUGUUUUAUAUGCCCUUGGACUUCAGAUGGGUAAUACUGUCCUGUCGUCUUAUCUAGUAGAUAAUUACCCCGACUACGCGAAUGAGGUCAUUACCUUCUACACCGUCAUUAUCAAUCUGUCUGCAUUCAUCAAUCCUUGGUUCAUUUUCCCGUGGGUGGAGGCUUCGGGGUACACAUGGACGUUUGCAGCCCAAUGCAUCUCUAAGAAGCUCAAGACCCAUUGCGAUCAGUCGACUCCAUGUUCGAACUGUGCUAAGCGUUCGUUACAAUGCGAAUAUAGAUCACUCGAAGUGCCUCUCCCAAGUGCUGCAACUCGCACUGAUAUCCAGCAACCAGACCGCUCAACUUCGGCUGCAAGCCUGCCAUAUGAAGAUCCCAUCAAGCGUAGAACACCUCCUACCGCGUCUCCAGCAGAAUCAGAUAGUCUGCGAACAUCUUACUUGCGUGAACCCGAAAUUCGCGAACGGCCGGUGACUAAACCGACCCUCGCAUCAACUGAGCCAGUGGCGGAGUUUGCAAAUGUUUCCGUGGCGAAUCAGCAACCGGAAAAUGAAUCAGGAUUUGAAGAAGUCAAUCGCCACACUCGUGGAACAGAAUACUAUGGCCCAGUAUCUCUAUUCAGCUUCCUACGGAGACUUCGGUCACGAGCUCACAGUCAGAAACUGAGAACGGCGGACAAACCAGAGACUCGGAGCAACAGAGACGCUCGAGACAUGUCAAUUGUCAACUUGCUGCACAGUUCUGACUUUCCUGUAACAACUCCAAAAUGGGACGGCCCUGCUAUCAGCGAAACAGUUCGACGCGCAAGUUCCCAGCAGUCGCCGUGGACGCGCCAGCCCAGUGCUUCACCUACACAAACUGGAUCAGCAAGGCGGCCAUCAAUGUCAUCCUCGGUGCACACAACGGUUCCUCGACUCUCGAACCAGGACAUUGAGCGUGAAUGUGUUCGACUCUACUUUUUGAACCUGCACAUUGUGCACCCAUUUUUAGAUCAAACUCAGUUCAUCGAGAGAUGUGAAUCCGAAGUUUGGAGUCUUCGCCCCGGACAAGAAGUGUCCCAAUCGCCAUUUCUUGCAUUGUUCAACGCAGUUCUAGCUGUUGGUGCCAUCAAUGCUGGUGAAGAUGCUUCGUUCAUGCGGGAUACAAUGAGCGUGAGACAGGCCGAACGCUACGCUGGUCAUCAAGACCGUAAGGCGCCUACUUAUCCGCCACUAAAACUAGCGAAACUGUUUUUUGAAAGAGCUAAGACGCAUUUGGGAGAUGUCUUUGAGGCUUGUUCGUUAGAGAGUACGCAGGCCUUGUUCCUCAUGGCAGUCUUUUGCCAAAAUGCCCUCAAGCCUCAUAGCUGCUACCUCUACUGCGGAAUGGCAGUACGUGGUGCUCUUGCCAUUGGCUUACCAAAUUAUACAGGUCCGGAGCUUGUUCGAGCAAGCACUACAUGGUGGGGGUUGUACUCAUUUGAAAUCGAGAUGUGCGCUGCUGCUGGGCGCGAAUCAUCGUUGCGUGAACCAGAACGCUAUCGCAUCCGAUUACCACAUUUCGCAGCGCCAGAUGAUCCAAAACAGCCUUUUCAAACCUAUAUGAUUUCGCUAGCGCAAAUUGUAGAAGAGCUCAGUCAGGAAACCACCGAUCCUGAAUUUAACCUUCAUUUGCCGGAGAAAAGUGUACGAUGUCUCGAGAUUGAUAGAAAGCUGGUCAACUGGAAGAAUCAGCUGCCGCCAAAUCUUGAUUGGGAUUCAGCAAGCCUAGUAGAGCCAGAGUGGGUGAGCAAACAGAAGGUGGUCCUUCGCAAUCGUUUUCUCAACACUCGCCUCCUUCUUCAUCGACCGUUCCUAAUCGCCGCCGCAGCUGAAACAUCUCCGCAAUUGAGCAAUCAUAGUCGGCCAUACGCCAUCCACGUCGCUGCAUGCGUGAAUGCCUCAGUGCAUACCAUUGAAUCCCUUUACGAGAUGUACAAACACAGACCCUACUUUCGUACUUGGUGGUACAAUACAACAUAUACUUUGUACGCUAGCAUGGUGCUUCUUUACGUCAUACUAUCAAACAUCAACAUCGAGGUUGAUGGCACAAACCCCACGUAUACCAGAGCACACCUCAUGCGCAUUGUACAGAAGAGCAUAGAGAUAUUCCAAGCCAUGAAUAUGGUUGCAGUGGCUCGCCGCUGUGCCGAGGUCACACAGGAAGUUCUCGACAUAGCGAAACGUUCAUCACCGCAGGGUGCGCCACAGCAGCCUUAUGUUGCUUCGACACCGAGCUCGAGCACUGAUGCGGCUGCUGCGCAAACCGCUUUGGCGAACGCAAGCUUCGAAAGUAGCGACUUUCCAGGCUUCGACUUUGACAAUCUUGAUUUCUUGGUUGAUCCGAACCUUAUGGAUGGAUUGGCGCCGUAUGCCGCGACAGGCAUGGACGGGAGCUUGGAUUUCAUGGACUUCAACAGCGUUUUGAAUUCGGGGCCAUCAACCUAG
Messenger RNA from Verruconis gallopava, 3663 nucleotides. RefSeq lists its product as uncharacterized. Gene Ontology annotation, cellular component: nucleus. Lineage: Eukaryota; Fungi; Ascomycota; Dothideomycetes; Venturiales; Sympoventuriaceae. The record is from RefSeq and is a predicted model, not a curated record. The transcript has 9 exons. Gene Ontology annotation, molecular function: DNA-binding transcription factor activity, RNA polymerase II-specific; transmembrane transporter activity; RNA polymerase II cis-regulatory region sequence-specific DNA binding. Gene Ontology annotation, biological process: transmembrane transport; DNA-templated transcription; positive regulation of transcription from RNA polymerase II promoter by galactose. The coding region runs from base 1 to 3663 and encodes 1220 amino acids.